This is a messenger RNA of Arachis stenosperma, 2484 nucleotides long. RefSeq names its product F-box/LRR-repeat protein At4g14103-like. The transcript has 4 exons. The record is from RefSeq and is a predicted model, not a curated record. The coding region runs from base 176 to 1636 and encodes 486 amino acids. Lineage: Eukaryota; Viridiplantae; Streptophyta; Magnoliopsida; Fabales; Fabaceae. Gene Ontology annotation, molecular function: protein binding.
UAGCGGUUUUUUUAUUUUUGUUGAAACUUGAAACUUACACUGUUAUCGUGGCGCGCACAUCAUUGAUUGUGGAAGUCUGAAGCGCCAAAAGAAGAAGAGAAGCUGAUUUCAGGUUACAGCUUUCUUCUUAUUCUUCUUCGUUUGCAUCAGUUUGCUAGGAAAAGCACCUUGAAGCAUGGAUCUUGAGAAGAAGCGCAAAAAGCUUUGCAAGGGAAGGGGAAAGGGAGAGGGAAAAGUUGAAGUUGAGAGCAGCUUCAGUAUAUGUGAUCUACCAGAUGCGAUUCUCCAGCUUAUCAUAUCCUCCCUUCCCACAAAAGAAGCAAUUCGAACGAGUAUACUCUCCAAAAGAUGGGAGCAUCUAUGGAGGGAUAUCUCCAAGAUUGAGUUGGAAGAGGGAGAAGUUGAGGAAAGGCGGCAAUUCAUGCACUUUGUGACCAGAUUGCUUGUAACUUGUAAUUGCUCCAGUGUUAAGAAGUUUUCUCUGUCAUGUAUCGUUGGUGAGGAUGCUAGUCUGGUUAACGAGUGGCUAUCUGGUUUCAUCAACCCUAAGAUUGAAGAAUUAUCUCUUCAAUUCGAAGAAAUUCCAGAACCAUUAGUCUUCCCUGACCAACUGUUUACCUGUGCCACAUUGACAGAGUUUAAAUUGGAUAUGCAGCAUGUCUUGAAGCUUCCUUCUUCCGUUCAUUUUCGGUGCCUUCGGACUUUGACUUUGUCUAACAUUAUAUUCAGUGAUACUUAUUCAACACAACGGCUUUUCUCUGGUUGCCCAGCCUUGGAGGAUUUGUCCCUAAUUGAUUGCAAUUUGAAGAAUGUCGAAGUUGUUUGUAUUUAUUCUCCUUUGCUUCGACGGAUUUAUACACGGGAGAACGAAGAUGAUAUGUUGGAUGAAGAUGAUGAUGAUGAUACAGGUGGUCUGAAUGUUGCAAAUUCCUGCAAAGUACUGAUCGUCGGAACUAAUCUGAAGUCAUUUACGUAUCACGGCGAUUGUAUGAAUGAAUAUUUCUUAGUUCAUUCAACCUUGGUGAUUGAUGCAUCUAUUCAGGUUCAAGUACCUCCUGAAUGUUAUUGGGACAGGGACAACACCUGGGAAAUAGAUUCAGGCAAUUUCACGUUCAGACUUCUCAAAAUGCUCCCAAAUGUGGAGAAGCUAUCUAUGUCUGAGACUUCUAUAAUGGCACUCAGCAGAACAACAUCUUUACUCGGGCAACUGCCUUUAUUUUGUAAUUUGGCUGAACUAGUUCUUGACCCACUGUCGUCCAUAGAGUUGUCCUAUGCUGCAUUACUGACCCUACUGCGAAACUCGCCUUGUCUUCAAGUUAUUAAAUUUCAGGGAGGGUUGUCUCUGGCCAAAGGUGAUGCAAAUUGUAUAUUUGAUCCCUUGCCUGUGUGUUUUAGUACAACCCUGAAGAUGAUUGAGAUCAGUGGCAUUACUGGAAAAAAAGAUGAGUUAUUUGCAAUAAAAAUUUUGUUGCAAGCAGCAUCAGUGUUGGAUAAACUUCGGAUUUCUUGUUAUUGGUUUUCGUUUGAUUUGGAUGACAGACGUAUAGGAUUAAAGAGAACAAAGGAAUUGUGCAAGCAGAUCUUGAAAUAUCCUAAGAGGUCAAUGGAUUGCGAGAUAGAAUUCGAAUAUAGUUGAGCUAUUAAGCUUUAUGACUUAUGUUUUGAUACGGCUGUAGAAUUUAAAGACUAGCAACUUAGCAAGGAUUACAAAUGACGUAUGUAGUUUCUAGGUUUCUUAAAAUUUGCUCAGUGCCAUCACAAAUCCAUUAGUUUUUUAUAAUCUAUUAUAUUUUUUUGCAUAUUGUAUUCCAUUAAAGAUCAGUUAUCCGGAGGUAGGCUUGACAAAGUUAAGGGUGGAAAAAGUGCUCAUUUUAUGUUAGAUAGUUUUAUUUGCUGGUUCAUGAAUAUUUUAGAUGGAAUAGAUUCUUUCAAGAUUUUCCGGUAACAAUCCUGUUAGAUAACUAACUAGGUAUAAAAUUUUAAAUUUUUAAAAAUAAAAUUUUUAAAUGGAAACGAUCUCUGUAGACAUGAUUCAUGACAGAGUUCAAUGAUAUCGUUGGAUUCAUGUAGCCGACUUCAUCUAGUAGGACAAGGUUUUGUUGUUGAUGUUUUAAAAAUAGAAUUUUAAACUUGUAACUGUUUUUUAAAAAUAAAAUUUUGAAUUUUUAAAAAUAAGAUUUUAAACUUGUAACCACUUCAACUGUUAGUCCAAGUCCAUUAUACAAUCUUACUAGGUAUUCAAGUUGGCUGGUAUCUUAGUUAGUUCUUUUAAAGUGUGUGUGGUUGGAGGAAUUAUAAAUAAUUUCUAGGAAUUUUAAUAUGGGAAUAUCAUAUUCCCAUAUUUGGUUCAAAGUUUGAAAAACUAUUCCUAAGCAAGUUUGAUUUUCGGGAAUCAAAAUAUCAUCAUUUUAAUUUCCACCUUCUCCUUGGGUAUCUUUAAUUCCCAUGGGAAUGGAAUCUUUGUAACAAAGUAAUACUUGAACC